Salvia miltiorrhiza (redroot sage) is the source of this 2730-nucleotide messenger RNA. Its product is annotated as disease resistance RPP13-like protein 4. Lineage: Eukaryota; Viridiplantae; Streptophyta; Magnoliopsida; Lamiales; Lamiaceae. The record is from RefSeq and is a predicted model, not a curated record. The transcript has a single exon. Bases 429 to 2576 code for a protein of 715 amino acids.
ACUCGUAUCUGGUUUGGAGUGAGAUUCAAGACUGAAAGAAAUCGUAGGGUGUAGAUGAGAUAUUAGUGAACUAUCUAAACCAGAUCAGGGAAGUCAGUACCUCUCUUUAAUUGAUAUAAAUUUAUAAUAAGAAAAUGAGAAAUAAUAAUUUUUUAUCCCUUUAAAUCAUUUUCUUAAAUGGUAAUGGAUUUUCACAAAGCAGAAAGUAGAAACUGAAUUAAUCCUAUUCUGAAUAGAAGAGUAAGGUAUUAUUAAAACUUGUCCGUCAUGAAAGGAGAAGGAAUUCUUUUCUUUUACUUGGGUGGCACUCGAGGGAUCGCCAUAGUCUCUAUAUUAGCUGAUCUCCGUUUUCAUGUGCCUUCAUCACUUCAUUUCCUCCACCCAAAACAAGAAAGAAAAAAGAGAGAGAAAGAGAAUUGUUGUGAUCCAUGUCGCAUAUCCCAAAUUCAACUGAGCUGCCGGAGCAGAAUGAAAAGAAAGAGGAGGUCCCCUCGAGACGGUCAAGGAAUAUUUGGAGGAGAGUAAUGGGCAAAAUGAGGGUAGCAGGGCUGAUAAAGGCGAAUCCGGCGCCCGCGAGCCCGGCACCCGCUAGCCCGUCCCUGAAUCCGGCACCCGCGAGCCCGUCCCCGCCCUUGGAUGCCGACUCAAUGUUGCUUGUUAAUUUGAUCAAUGGCGAUCUAGAUCGCAUGUCUGAGGAGGCCAAGGCUCUCACCAAAUACAACACCCAACUCACUCUCGAGCUCGAAACACUCAAGGAUAUUUUUAAAGGCAUCCGAACCGGCGAGGGAGACGAGAAGCAGAGAAAGGCGUGGCUCAACACCUUCAGAAAGGAAUUGAUGAAAGUGAAGCUCGCGAUUCCUUCAAAGUACGACGUCAGGGCGGAGAAAAACAAGCACGACAACAAGUCAAUCAAGAAGCUCCAGCAGAGAAUCUGCGGGGAGGAGUCCAAGGAGAUUCCUCAGCUGCACAAUGCCCAUCUUUUCAAGACAAGUGUGGAGUUGAAAGAUUUCGAGGUUCGUUACAACGAGCUUGAGUUGCGCGUCAAGCUAUGCUUGCUGUGCUUCUCUAUUUUCCCGCAGGGGGCCACCGUGAAGAAGAGGCUGAUGCUGCAAUGGUGGGUUGUUGAAGGGUUCGCAUCAACCGUGGAAGCUGCGGACGGCUACUUCAAAGAAUUAAUGGAGAAGGGGUUCAUCCAGACCGUGAACAACAACAGCAGCCCCACCGUAGGCAGCUGCAGGCUUCACCCCUUCCAUCGAGCAGCAUUGGUGACGCUAGCCGAGAGGGCCAACUUGUUCAAUUUCGGAAAGGGAGGAGAUCCGACGCAGAACUUCUCGGGGUCGUUUCAAGCGUGCUUGAUGGGGGAGGGCUUGAUCUCCUACCAGGAUUUCAAAGAGUACGAACACAAAGUUGCGUACGAGGAUUUCAAGAAGAGGAAUAAAGAAUACGAAGGUAGCUACGAGGAUUUCAAGACGAUGAAUAAGGAAGACAAAGACAAAGGUGUUCAUGAUCCGGUUAAAGUGAUAAAAGAUCUUACCAACGAGCUGGAGAAGCUCCAUCUGCUGAUGAAUGUGGAGGAGCACAUCCUGGAAUUCAUAAACGAUUGGUUUGGGAAGAUGAAGAAUCUGAAUUUCCUGUACCUGGGGAGAUGGAAGGCGGAGGCAAUUCACCACAUCGAAGUGGAGGAGCCAAAGUUCUUGGAGGAGUUGAAGAAGAUGAAACAUGUAAAGCUGCUAAGCCUUCAAGGGGUCUCAAAUAUAAUAGCACUUCCCCAGUCGAUCCAGCAGCUCACAAAUCUGGAGGUGCUGGAUCUCAGAGCUUGCUCUAAUCUGGAGACCAUCCCGGAUAGAAUAGAUCAUCUCAAGAAGCUGAAGCACUUGGACAUGUCGGAAUGCUAUUUGCUGGCUCACAUGCCCCAGGCUCUCGCACAACUCACCAAUCUCCAAGUGCUCAAGGGUUUCUUUGUCAACGAACCCUCCGAUUCCAGAAACAGCUGUACGCUUGCCGAUUUGCAUAAGUUGAGCAAGCUCGAAAAGCUUUGCAUUUACACUGACUGGGAGGAUUUUCCUGGGGAGGAUCAUGUCACCGCUCUCCACAACUUGGAAGCUCUCACCAAGCUAACAAUCACUUGGGGAGUCGGUAAAAAAACAGAGGAUCAAAAUUCAUACAAAACAGGGGAUAAAAAGUCAUCCAAAACAGGGGAUAAAAAUGGAGAGAAGAAAGCAGCCAAACUUCCUUCCAAGCUAAAGAAGCUGGACCUCAAGUGUUUCCCCAAGGAAGCCACUCCGAACUGGCUCAAGCUUAAUAAUUUGGAAGGGAUAGAGCUGAAGAAACUGUACAUCAGAGGAGGGAAGUUCCGUGAUCUAGGUCAGUAUCAAGGCAUCGAUGACGAGGCGUCGGAAAGUCAGAAGAAAUGGACGGUUGAGGUGUUGCGUCUCAAGUAUUUGGGCGAAAUAGAGAUGGAAUGGAGGCAGCUUCAAGGCUUGUUUCCUAAAUUGAAGUAUCUGGAGAAGGUCGGCUGCCCAAACCUCACUCUCUUCCCUUGUGAUGCAAAGGGGGUGUGGAAGAACACAGACUAGAUAUUUCUUUUUUCCUUUGGGUGCAUUACUUUACUGUUGGAUUUGUGUGGCUGCUCUACGUCUUACUCCACCAAUAUUUGUAUUACCAUAUCAAUAUGUCCUCUACUUAAUAAUUAAUCUGUGUGAUGAUCAACCAAACUUGUUGCUUUCCAAA